AUGGUGUACCGGGAAGUGAGAAGAUGGGUUGUUCUUUCUUGCUGUUGCAGGCUGUUUGACCUGGAUCCUGACCUGCUGCCCCUUUUCCAGUACAACUGCAAGCAGUUUGCCAGCCCUCAGGAGUGCCUCUCUGCCCCUGAGUUCCUGGAUCACAUCAGGAAGGUGAUGCUGGUGAUUGAUGCUGCUGUGAGCCACCUGGAGAACUUAUCCUGCCUGGAAGAGUAUCUCUGCAACCUUGGCAAGAAGCACCAGGCAGUUGGUGUGAAGGUUGAGUCUUUUUCGACUGUCGGUGAGUCCUUGCUGUACAUGCUGGAGAAAUGCCUUGGUGCUGCCUUCAGCCCAGAGGUGCAGGAAGCUUGGAGCAAACUCUACAGUGCUGUGGUGAAAGCCAUGCAACGUGGCUGGGAGACCCUCCCAGAAGGGGACUAGAUCCUGCCAUCCAUCCCUGUCCCUGACCAUGCCGUGGUCCUGGGCACGGCGAGUCUCACGCCACACUCGCUGCCUCUCCCCACCUCUGUCUUUGUGUGUGCACCAGCCCACGGCUGCCUCUGCCACUCACACGUGCUGGGGGGCUCUCAGUGGUUCCACCUGCUUCGACAUGAGCGUGUCUCUGCCUUUGCUAAGGGCUGGCAGAGCCUGUCCCUGCAGGGAAGCCUGGCAGUGCCACAGCACAGGUAUGCCACCCUGCCCCGGGUUCCUUCAGGAGCACCAACACCCACGUACCUGCUCCGGGUUUUAGCUUGCUCAUCUUCCCUCCUCUUGCUGCCCAUCCUCUGUAGGUGAGAGCUGGCAUGGGCCUCUUGGGCUUUUUUGCCCAAAAUCCUAUUUGCUGUGCUUUCCCUGACAAGUCUGACACUGCUUGUCCUGCUGUACCUGGUUCAGCUGUGGCAGUGACAGAUUUGGCUCCACCAAUUUCAAAAAGCAGCAAGAGAGUAAGGCUGGUCACAGCAUGUGGCAGUCCUCCAACCUUGCAGAGAGUUUUCCCCCUCUCCCUUCAUCAGUGUAUCACUACCGGUUGGUUAAUCCUGGUGCUUUCUUCUGCCUUGCCUCUGACCUGGAUGGGAUCCCUGGCUUUUCCCUUUGUCAGGUUGGCCAGUACCCAGUAGGUUUCCUAGGGUUGGAAACCUUGUUGUCACAUUAAUCCCAAGGUGAGUCUAGUUUUGGCAGGGUUAGGCUGCCAGCUGAAAGGCUUUGUGUUGACUUGGUCUGUUGCUUUAACCUUGGAGCCAUCUGAAAUGCAGCAGCAGUAGCAAUGUCUGUUCAUUGCUUUGUGUUAAGGAAAAUAAAGUAAAUCCAAGGAAAGAUGUCUUAAAAUAAAGAUGAAGGUAGCAAUCGUGUCAUAGCAACAGCUCCCAGAAAUUCUGGCUCUUGGCCAGAGGAAACAGAGCAUUCUGGAUGCUGUCAGAAUCUGGAGCGCUUCCCAGCUGCUCACAGUGCCCAUCUGCAGAGCUCCUCACCCUCCCAGGAAUGAGGAGAUAGCAUCUGCUAGAAGAAAUCCCAGAAAACUGCUGAGAGGCAGCACCUGAGGGCUCUGUGAAGGGGCUGAACUUGAGCAUUUUGAGGAAGAGCUCAUCUUUAUGGGGAAGUCACUAUGGAACAAGCAGAACCAUAUUUCUAGCCACCACUAGCCCCAGAGCAAGGACAUGGAGCAAUUUUUCAGUUACAGGCAGCACCCUUUUUUUUUUUUUUUUUU
Ficedula albicollis (Collared flycatcher) is the source of this 1693-nucleotide messenger RNA. RefSeq names its product neuroglobin (gene NGB). The record is from RefSeq and is a predicted model, not a curated record. The transcript is spliced from 4 exons. Gene Ontology annotation, molecular function: heme binding; oxygen binding. The coding region runs from base 1 to 429 and encodes 142 amino acids. Lineage: Eukaryota; Metazoa; Chordata; Aves; Passeriformes; Muscicapidae.